UCAAUGGGGCUGUCUAUUUUUAACCUUCUGUACUUUACUUUCGGCAAAGUAAUCAGUUCAAGCAGAGCUCUUUCCCUGAAUGAAUCCAAGUAACCCCGUGGUUCCCUUCUGAAAUGAGCAGCAGACACGCAUCCGAGCAGAGGCUGCCCAAGGAAUAAACUCUGCUUGUAAAGUGCCAUGUCUGGUCAAGGAAGUCCUGGAGUGGAGUUUUCAACAACAACUGUCAGUUCAGUAGCUGUGCAGGCUGGAGACUGCAGAAUCGUGAUAGCGGUCAUAAAGUGUGGCAAAUGGGUACAACUUCAGUUGGCCGAAUCACAGCCCAAUCUUCUAGAAAUUGGGAGUAGUCAAGAUGAAACCAAAAAACUUCUUUAUGAUCAUGAACUUCUUUUGGCCAAACUCAAGGCUUUGGAAGAUCGGGUGUGGGAACUCUUGCAGGAAGCGGACAAGACAGCUGAAGAGAACAAGGAUCAGAGUCAGGUCUACGAUGCCAUGGCCCAGACCCUGGGUGAAGCAUGGACAGCCCUGGUCUCCAUGCUUGAAAGAAGAAGGGAACUCCUUAGGUUGACUUGUGAAUUUUUUGAAAAUGCCUUGGAGUUUGCUAUUAAAAUAGACCAAACUGAAGAUUUCCUCCAGAAUCCUCAUGAAUUUGAAAGUGCUGAGUCCUUACGAUCACUUCUUCAGCUUCAUGAACAUCACACCAAAGAACUCUUAGAACGAUCUCUAGCCCUUUUAAACAAAAGCCAACAACUCACUGACUUCAUAGAGACAUUUAAGUGCGAUGGACCUAAUGUGAGUUCCGAGUUGAUUCAGGGAGCUCAGAGCAGUUGUCUGAAGAUUGACAGCCUUCUUGAACUUCUGCAAGACAGGAGAAGGCAGCUAGACAAGUACCUGCAGCAGCAGCGGCAAGAGUUGGGUCAGGUUCUACAGAUAUGUCUUUGGGACCAACGAGAAAACCAGGUUACUUGCUGGUUUCAGAAAACCAUAAGAGAUUUGCAGGAACAAAGUCUAGGUUCAUCGCUUUCAGACAAUGAGGAUCUCACUUAUAAGCACGAGGAACUAACAAUAAAAGCAAAGGAAUGGACUUCUGUCGCAGAGAAGCUGAAAAGUGAGGCACUGGGGAUUCUACUGUCAAAGGACUGUGUGGAGAAAGAACAUCUACAUCUAUCUAACCAGAAACUGAAUCAGCUUCAAGAAGAGUUUGGUCGACUCAUGGUGGAAAGGAAAACCUGGUUAAAAAAGGCAAAUGAUUUUUUUAACAGUGCUAAUAAGGCAUUUGAUGUACUUGGAAGAGUUGAAGCUUACCUUAAGCUCCUUAAAUCAGAGGGUUUAAGUCUGCCUGUCUUGGCAGCAAGGCAUGAGGAAUUACACAGAGAAAUUAAAGAGUGCACAGCUGAUGCUUUGCAAAGGGGCCAAACCUUAAUCAGACAAGUAGACUCCUGCAGCUCUCGGGUGACUGGUGUCCAUGAGAUGAUGGGACACAUUCAGAGACGGGUGGACCAGCUGACCCAACAGUGCUCAGCGCACAAGGAACUUGCUCUUAAGAAGCAGCAAUUAACAGCCUCUGUGGAGAGUCAUCUAAGGAAGGUGGAUAUGUCAAUUCAGAACAUCAUUCCAGUUGUUUCCAAUGCAAUGGAUAUUGGUUCCAGUCUUUCUGAAUCUGAGAAGAUUUUAAAUAAAUAUCUGGAACUAGAUAUGCAAGCUAAGGAAGCAUCACAUGCAUUGGAAGCAGCUGCAAAAGUCAUGUUGGAGAAAAAUGAAUUUGAAUCUGAUGAAGUAGCAUCUCUUUCUUUUAAAGCUCAAUGGCUAGAAGAAGAAUUAAACAUACUUGGCCAGAGCAUCACUUCCAGGUCAAAAGUCCUGCAAAUCUAUGUGGCAUUUAUAAAGUCAUCAGAGGAGGUAGAAGAGCAGUUUCAGAGCCUGAAGGAAUUUUAUCAAACUCAAAUCCCUUGGAAGGAGGAGGAGGAUGUGAAAAUCAAGCAUUGGUCUGACUCCAUUGAGAAGCAGUGGCAGCUGUUUAUGAAAAAGAGUUUUUUAACCCAAGACCUAGGGCUUGACUUCCUUAAUUUAAUAAAAAUGACAAAGGAGAAUGAGAUAUUAAAUGUGAAAAAUAAAGUGCACAUUAUGGAGAACACUCUGGAAAACCAGAAGGCUGGAUGGGAAGAACUUAGCCGCCUGCGGAUGACUUGGCAACUUAAAGGCGCUGAAAGCAAGUCUGUGAAGCAGCAGUGGAUGGCGUUCAAAGAGAAACUCAGAAAGACAACUCACAAUGUAAAACUUCUUCAGGAAGUACUCAUGCCUGUGUCUGCACUUGACCUUGGAGGGAGCCUCCAGACCAUUUCAGAUCUGCGUAAAAAAUGGAAUGAAAUGAAACCUCAGUUCCAGCAACUGCGUGAUGAGGUUCAGUAUAUUAUGAGAGAGUUGGAAGAAUUAAGAGGCAAAGGAGCCCCUGUGAAAGAGAAGUCUCAACAACUGAGUGACCUUAUUAACCUCCAUCAGAAACAGACAGAGCGCAUCCAGGAUUAUGACAAUCUCCUGCACAAGGUGGUCCUGUUCCACCAAGUCAGGGAGGAGCUGGGACAUCUCAUCAAAUCAAGAGAACUGGUGUUUCUGGAGCAGUUGGAGGAACUGGGUGAUGCUCAUGAGGCCCAGAUGCACCUCAGUCGCUCUCAGGAUCAAAAGGCACAUGUGGAGCAGCUCUAUAAACUGGCCCUUUCCCUAGGAGUGGACAUUAUCUCAUCAGCACAGCGCCCUAAUUGCUCUAAUGUUUCUGCAAAGAACGUGCAGCAGCAGCUGGAGGUCCUUGAGAUGGACAGCAUGAACUGGCGUGCCAAAACUGAGGAGUGCGACCAGGCCCUGGGCCGCAGUUUGGAGUACUGCACCACAAGAGAGGAGAUAAAUGAGCUCAAAGAGUCUUUCAAAGAUAUCAAAAAGAAAUUCAACAAUUUGAAGUUUAACUACACUAAGAAAAAUGAAAAAGCUCGAAAUCUGAAGGCUCUUAAAUAUCAAAUACAACAAGUUGAUAUGUAUGUCGAAAAAAUGCAGAUUUUGAGAAAGAAAAUGGAAAAAGUUAAUAAUAAAACUUCUGAUUCUUUCUUAAAUUACCCAAGUAAUAAAGUUAAUGUCCUUUUGGAAGCCACCAAGGAUUUGCAAAAACAGGUGGAUGACUUUGAGAAAGUUGUCACAGAUUACAAAAUAAAUCUGGACCUGACCGAGCAUCUCCAAGAAAUAAUAGAAGAGUGUCACUUUUGGUAUGAAGAUGCAAGUGCCACAGUUGUAAGAGUUGGGAAAUAUUCCAUGGAGUGCAAGACAAAGGAAGCUGUGGAAAUUCUCCACCAGCAGUUCAACAAGUUCAUUGCACCCUCUGUGCCUCAGCAAGAAGAAAGGAUUCAGGAGGUCACUAACCUCGCUCAGCGCUUAUAUGGGUUGGAAGAAGGGCAGAAAUAUGCUGAGAAAGUCGUGGCAAAACACAAAGAGGUUCUUGAAUCUAUCACUGAAUUAUGUGGGUCUCUCAUGGAGCUCAAAGAAAAGCUGAAGCAGGGAGAUGCUGUAAAGAUGAAUUCAAAUUUGGAGGAUUUCCAUGACAAUUGCAUCGACCUACUAAAGGAACCAGUGAGAAAUAAACAGAUGAUAUUUAAUGAAGAGAGGAAUAAGCUUGCCUGCUCCCAGUGUUUCUCUUCUGGAAGAACAGCAGACUCAAUGUGAUUCUCAACAGCACUCAAAUUAAUAAAAUAAAUUUCUUUGAUGUUUGAGUUAAAUACACACAAUACACCACACACACAUACACACACACACACACACACACACACAUACACACACGGACCCACAAAACAAACAGACAAAUCAAAAACCUCCCCUAUUUGUUGCAGUUAUUUCCUGGAGAAAGCUUUCUCUCUCCCUAUAGCCAAUACAGUUCUCACAGCUUCUAUAGAGGUCCUUCACAACUUAAAUCUAUAUCGAGGCCCAGUAUAAAUGUACCAUCAUCUGGCAGCAGAUACCAUUAAGCAAACUGGCUUUAUUGUAGUGCAGGCUGGAGUCAUUUAGAACUUGGUCCCUGUCUGGAUCAAAGGAGAGCUGUCUAACUGUGGUCAUCUCAUUGGCCUUUAGUCUUCCAUCAAAUGGUCUUCAGUUGCUCUGGUCUAAAUCAGGAUUUCUCAACCUCAGCACUACUGACAUUUUGUCCAGAGAAUUCUCUGCUUUGGGGGUCUGUCCUGUGCAUUGCAGAAUGUUUAAUAGUAUCCCUGGUUGCUUCCCAUGGGAUACCAAUAGCAUCACUGCUACCCCCAGCUGUGGCAAUAUAAAAUGUCUAUAGACAUGACCAAGUGUCCCCUGGGAAACAAAAUCACCCCAGUUGAUAACUAGUUGAAAUAAAGAACAGGAUUAAAUAUACCACAUUUCCUUAAAUAAAUUUCAAGAGUUCUAUAAUCAACUUUGUAUUAUUAAUUAAUUCUGCACAUUUUGCUACAUUAGGAACCAGGGACAUUUACUAAAAACUCAAAAACAAAAGUUUUUGCUACCAAAGCAAACAUACUCAUGUGUAUUUAGUAAAAAUGUUUUUUCUUGCUUUUAUUUUAUUGCUAGAAGAAAAAGAUAUCUUUAAAUAAAAAAUACAAGAUUUAUAUUCGUUGAAAAAUUGCUUUUAUUUUAACAAAAAUUAAAAGACAUGAUAGAUCAUCAGUCAUUUAGAAUAAAAGUGAAAGUCCACAAUUACAGCUGUCAAAAAUUCUCUUUGACAUCAUUUCAUACACACAUUCUGGUGCAAUUGGUACAGACAGAAUAAUGAAAGGGUAGCAGUAAUCUUCACUUUUAAGCAGCUCAAUCACAUUUACCCUCUCAUUGUCUCUAUUAUUUAUAUAUAGGUCAGAUGUAAUGAUUCUCCAAAAUACCAUGUGGGCAGAUAACAAGAAACGCCAAGUAAAAAGCUUGUCCAGGAAUUAUUGCAUUCAGUUUCUGAUUCCCUUAAAUGGUGUUAAUUUUCUUCAGAAAACUAUUUGAGUCAGAAAGAACAGUUCUACCAAACUAUUUCAAGAAUCUAUUCAUCACAGGAAUUUUCUCCUGGAGAUAGCAAAAUGCUUCUCAUUUUUCUGACUCCAAAACACAGCAGGUGGAAUUAGAGAGUUCAGACAGAGCUGCGCACAUGGCGCUGCUAACGGAUUAGUAUGGUGUUCAUCCCCAAGGUGGGUGCCGGAGCUAAAUCCACAGUAAUGUCUGAAAACUCCGAAGGUUAAAUGGAGUCCUGGAGUAUUAAGAGUCUCGCCUAAAGUCAUGGAACUAUUUGGUGAAAGACAAGGGCUGUUGAUGCCAGCAUUGAGAGUUAGAGGAUUUUAGUGCUGGGAAGAUUUAACAAUCAUCUGAUCAAAUCUCAUUUUACAGUUGAGGAAACUGAGGCCAAAAGAGAUUAAAUAUCUUGCCCUCCAAAAUUCACAGAAGGUAGUAUCAGAACUGGGCAGAAAGCCUAGUUCUUCUGAAUUUCAGCCAGGUACCUUUUCCACAAGACCAAAGAGGAUCUCUAAGGAACUGCUGCAUAUAAAUAAGUUGUUUUGUAACAGUAUUGUAGAUGUCCUGGCCAAGCUUUCCCCUUCUUUCUAUUCAUCUGCUUGCAUCAAAAUUAAUAAAGCAGCAACACAGAAGUGCCUUUAUAACAAACAAUUCAGUGGGGCACUCUUAGACUGAGGAGGACAGUCCUUGAUCUUCCUCUACUAAUCCUGAUCACAUGGCAGAUGGAGGAAGAUGUUCUAGAAACACUCACCUUGGAAAAAAAUUGGAAGAAACAAAGUGCUUUUCUUUUCCACCUCUACGUUCCUUUCUCUGUUACCUUGUCCCCUCCAAGUGCCCAAAUGUAUCAAAGAGGAUAUCAUCUCUUGACUGCGACAGUAUCCUCUAAGGGUUUCUUCAUAAAGGCCUGUCAUAGAUCAAGCCCUGUGCCCAAUAUCUUUCUCAACUUCCCACUUUCCUUCUUCAAAUCUUAUUUAUCCUAAACUAAGACUAGCUGUCCUGGAAAUUUUGGGGGAGGUAGAGUCUUGGAGCGUUCCUUUAAAUUUGCCACAUAGGAGGCCCCCCAUUCAAUGUGCUCUGAGGAUAGAUUCUGCCCACUCAGUUGGAUGGAUGGAGAAUAUUGUUAUGUUUUCCCUUCCAGAUAGGCUUUCUGCCUACCUGGCAACAGUUGUAAAUCCAAGCAAUUAUGCCCAUAACUGGAAAUUAAAACUCAGAAAUCACAACAGAGCUAAAAUCUGAGGCUGUAUAUUUAGGUUUAAUUAAAAGUCAGUUGAUCAUUAGGGAUGAAAAUAGGUGAGGUCUUCCAUGGAAAAGUAUAGAAAGAAGAUGAGAGAACUCAGGCAAGACUGUAGGUCACCCAUACAUUUAGAAUUGGAGAAUAAAGAAAGAAAUUGACAAAAAAAAAAAAAAAAAAAAAAAGUCAAAUAAAGAGCAGUGACAGAUAUAAGAGAAACAAAUUUAGAACUGAGUUAUAUUUUGGGUGAAUUAGAUAAUUUUCCCAGCUAUUUUUUGAGAACGUAUCAACCUGAUAAAAAUAUGUCCUGUCUCUACUGAGAUAUGUAGGUUUAUUUCUCCUUUCUGGAAAUAUACACUUUUUUUUUUUUUUUCUAAAAGUAAAAAUGGUUUCAUCGUGGAAAAAUCAGAGAAAAUGUUUGGAACGUGUGAAUGGUUAGUUACCUUUUUCAUAAAUGGAAAACAUUUAGAUCUAGGAAACUAUAUGUCAGUGAAUUUUGAAAGUAGUUACUAUAAAAUUCCCUAACAACUUAAAAACUAAAUGUUCAUUUGCAUUUGAGAACAAAAGGAGAAAUGCCAAGAGCCAAAUGGAAUUAGAAAAAACUCACAUUCAACUCACCUUAUUUUGCUUGCCAGGAUGAUUAUUUAAUGGGUAAUUCUAGGCUAGUGCCAUAGGUAUCAUUUGCUGUGAUUUUGGAAACUCAAUCGAUAUACGUUCAUGAUAUUGCUCUUGAUAAGUGGAGAAAAUAUGUUUGAUUGGUGAUAACAAAUUCCAUAGUGCCCAACAUUCUUAUCAAUGGUAUUAAUGGAAAGAGGAGGUGGGAAAUUUUAGUUAAUUAAAAACUCAGUAUGAAUCAAUGGUCCAUGUGGUUCUGAUAAGAACAUUAAAAAGAACUGAUACAAUCACUUAAAUACAAAUUUAUCACGUAUAAUGAGGAGGUGAUGAUGUCACUGAUUAUUCCCCAUUUGGAAAGUAAAAAUAUUCUAGAAACAAAUACCGAGAGGGUAACAUUCAUUAAUAAGUUGAAGUGUUUCCAGAAAAAUACUUGAAAAAAUAAUAAGCCCUCUUGUUUUUAGUAGAGAUUAUCUGAAAACAGUAUUUUCUGUGAAAAGAGCUUUUCUAUUAGGAAUUAUAAGAAGUAAAACAAAACAACCCCCCCCCCGCAAAAAAAAAAAAAACCCACCAAUUUCUUUGGAUUCCCUUCUUGCAUUUGACACAAACUGAAAGUAAGAUACAGGAGUUGCAAAUUGAUAGCCAGUAAAAGCCAGAUUGGAGGAAGUGACUUGAACUUUUCAAACUUCAUGCCCGAUAUAGAUAGACCUAUCCACCCAGUCACUUUGGUGCACAGGUAGAUAACCACAGGCUUCCCCUCCAGGGGUGUUCAUGCCUUAGAAUCACCGGGAACAUAACCAUUUGGUGGAAGGCAAAUCCCAGAGAGAGGAGCUUAGCUAGAGAUGAAUAUGAUUGGUUCCUUCUUCCAAGUUCUCAAUUAUGUGAGUCAGUUCCUCCCGGCUAGGUAUUGAGGAGGAGAAAACAAAGUGACUUGGACUUCUAGUCAAGUUUCUCCCCUGAACUUGUAAAAUUUCAGACAGUUUUAAAGGAUCAUAACUCUGCAGAGGCAUAGGUUACCUGAAAAAGGCAUUAAGGAGUUCUCUGUCCAGCUGGUCCUAAGGCCAAUGAAUGUUCCUGUACUCCUGGGAAGUAGCUUGUAGCUUACAAUAGUCAGACCUCUUGAGUUACCAGAUGAUGAAAGUUCUGGAAAGAAGAAAAACUGGAGAUGUUUAAUACAAAGAUAGAGGUUUAGAAGUUGCAGGAUCAGUUCUCCAAAUAGUCAAAGACCUGUUAAAAGGGCGGCUGAUCUUCCUCUUCAUAGGCCAAACCAGAACCACUUGUGGAAAUUGCAAGAAGGCAAGUCUUGACAGAAUAUAGGAAGACAGUCUUAACAUAAAUAAAGCACAAAAUUCUCAAAGACAGCAGCCUUUCAGGAAGUUUUCAAGUCAAACUGAUGUGAGGAGUUUCUCAGACUGAAUAGGUGAUUGGAUCAAAGUCCUUAUGAGAAGGAAAGCAAACAUUCUAAUUUUAGGAAGAGAUGAAGAGAAAAUUCCUGCUAAGUUAUGGGAGGACAACCAAGAGAAGGAGGUAUAUUCUUUACUGGAUAUGUGUUUAUUUAGUAGGUUGAAAUUUUUUGGUUUUAUGGGUUUUGUUGUUGUUGUUGUUGUUGUUUUUUGAUGAGAUUGGGAUCUGUGUUGCCUAGUCUGGCCUCAAACUUGCAAUCCCUGCCUGGGCCUCCUGGGCAUCUGGGCUUCCAGAAGUGAGCCACUGUGCAUGGUGAUAAUUUGUGUUUUCCUUUUUUUAAGUGGGAGCGACUUUCGAGAACUCCCAGGUUUUAUGAAUCUGAUGUGCUACCUACUCUGCUAAUGAGGCUCAAAACUUUGGCAUUUUAAAUCCAUAAUUUAAACUUCCACUAAAUGACCCAGAGAAGUCACUUUCUGUAAACUGGGUAUGUGUUUUCUUUGAAGCAAACUCAUCUCUGUGGGAUGGUGGAAGGAGCAUUGUUUUGCUUCUACUCUCCAACCCCAAAACAUGUUGUUUUUUCUCAAAAAUAAUUUAUGAAGUGUCAAGGGCAGGACUCUGGGCUAAAAUGAAAAGUGCAAAGUCAAGCAAGGCAUGGCUUUCUUUUAUCCACAUAGAAGCUAUAGAACAAAAAGUAGUAUGUGCUAAUCAGGUAAGAAUACACCCAAAAUCCUAAGGAGAAGCACAAAAAGUAGGUAUAAAACAAGAAGAUUAGGUAAAUGAAAUCACUUUCAGCUUCAAUGUUCUUUUGAGUCUAUGUCCAAAAGGGACAUCUGGUUCUCUCCUUAAACAGAGAUAGAUGUGGAUUCUGGGGAAAAAGACCAGGACAAUGCAAGCAGGAGAAGUGCAGAGAGGCAGUCCCAAGUGUCCCUCCUUGUAUCUUGGUGUGCUGUCUUGUGAAAUGUGUGAUGUGAGUACAUCAUUACUAUCACCCUUGCCCACUAGUCAAUCAAGUCCAUAAGUGCAGUGACUGGGUCUCCUUUUCCUUACCAUGCCAUCCCUCCAAUGUUUAGCAUGGUCCCUAGUAUACAGUAGGGCUUCAACAAAUAUUUUUUCAAUGUAAGAAUAAUCUAAGGGCUUUAUGAAAAUAAAACCAGUCAUUAAGAAUGACUUUCUCUGUGUGAUGUGCCUAGAGCCAAAUUCUUAGAGACAGAAAAUAGAACAGCAGCUGAUCGGGGUUGAGGGGAGGGGAAUAAGGAACUGCUGUCUACUGGUUGCCAAGUUUUAGCUGGGGAAGAUGAAAUCGUUCUGGAGAUGGAUGGGGGUGUUGGUCCUAUGACAAUGUGAACACACAUAAUGCCAUUGAAUCGUGUGCUUAAAAAUGGUUAAAAUGGUAAAUACAAUGUUAUGUGUAUUUUACCAUACUUCAAAAAUAAGGAAUAGCUUUCUUGAGAGAGAAGAGGGGUUAUUCUGGGAGGGUCUGAGGGAUCACAUAACUAGGGGAACUGCUUAGGAACUAUGUGUACCUGUAGAGUCAAGAUAAACCUCACCAAAGCCAAAAUUGCUGGUUGGGGAGACUCUUCAAGUUGCCACCUGGAGGACAUCAAUCUAGCCCAACCCUUUCAUU
This is a messenger RNA of Sciurus carolinensis (gray squirrel), 9866 nucleotides long. It is a transcript of the gene Ccdc141, whose product is annotated as coiled-coil domain containing 141. The transcript is spliced from 23 exons. NCBI's taxonomy places the organism in Eukaryota, Metazoa, Chordata, Mammalia, Rodentia, Sciuridae. The record is from RefSeq and is a predicted model, not a curated record. The coding region runs from base 178 to 3702 and encodes 1174 amino acids.